Hordeum vulgare subsp. vulgare (domesticated barley) is the source of this 1512-nucleotide messenger RNA. RefSeq names its product cysteine-rich receptor-like protein kinase 29. Gene Ontology annotation, molecular function: ATP binding; protein kinase activity. The transcript has 7 exons. Gene Ontology annotation, biological process: protein phosphorylation. Bases 260 to 1225 code for a protein of 321 amino acids. The record is from RefSeq and is a predicted model, not a curated record. NCBI's taxonomy places the organism in Eukaryota, Viridiplantae, Streptophyta, Magnoliopsida, Poales, Poaceae.
GAUAAUUAAAGCAGCGAUGCUGACAGAAAAACAUCAGCGAGUGAGUAGACCAGAGUCAAGUCAACUCAUUCUUACCUACGCGCUCGAUCCAGAUCUCAUUAGAUUGGUUCAACAUAAAUCCGCCCGAAGCUAGCAAGGAAGCGAUUCUUCCCACAAGCCUCAUCCCCGUUUCGUUGUCCUCUUCGCAGCUGCUCGAGAGAAUCACCCGCAAGUGUUGGAUCUUCUCCAGCUCACCUCAGAGCUUGUUCAACCAUCAGCAAUGUCGACUAGCGCUGGCGGAGGUCAGCCGAGCGUUCUGAGCACGUUACCUAAGAAUCUGCCGCUAGACUUUGUGAAGACUAUCACUGAUCAGUUCUCGGAGCAGCGUAUACUUGGUACAGGCGCAUUUGGAAUUGUUUAUAAGGGAAUUAUGCCGGACGGGCAAAUAAUUACGGUGAAGAAACUCGCGGAAAAUUCGCCAAUCGCGCGUGAGAAAGCAUUUGCUAACGAGGUUCAAAAUAUCAUGGCUCUCCACCAUGAAAACGUAGUGAAAUUGGUUGGCUACUGCCAUGAAGGUCAGAAGAAAGUGGUGCAGAACAAUGGAAGGUAUAUUGUGGCUGACAUUGUUGAAAGUUUGCUUUGCCACGAGUAUGUACCAAAGGGAAGCCUCCAGAAGAAUCUUUUUGAAGUAGAUACAAAAAUGGACUGGAGCACACGCUUCAAGAUAAUUAAGGGGAUUUGCAAUGGUUUACAUUUUGUACACAGCAUUCCUAUCGUCCAUAUGGAUCUCAAGCCGGAAAACAUACUGUUGGAUGAUGAUAUGGUGCCGAAAAUAGCGGAUUUUGGUCUCUCGAGACUCUUCGGUCAAGAACAAACACGGAUGAACACGCAGAAUGUUGUUGGGUCAUAUGGAUACAUAGCUCCAGAAUAUCUAUACAGAGGUGAAAUAUCCACCAAGUCAGACAUAUACAGUCUAGGCCUACUAAUCUUGGAGACCACCACCGGGGAGAAGAACUAUCGAGGCAAUGAACCGUCUGCAGUGGAAUUUAUAAAAAAUGUACGUGAAAAUUGGAAAGAGCAGCGCAUCGCGUCGGAGUACCCAUCACUAGAUGCAGAUUGCCUCCAACAAGUAAAAAAAUGCAUCGAAAUAGGACUGGAGUGUGUUGAGAUUGAUCGGCUGAAGAGACCGUCCAUAGAAACAAUUCUCGACAAGCUAAAUGGACGAUGUGCAUCCAUAAGAAACUAAAAUGUCGUACCAGUUUCAGGUCUCCAAUCUCCAUCGAACAUGAAAUUUGGAUUUUUUCAGCAGGACAUGUGCAAAAUGGAAAGGACACUAUAUUAUUGCUAGAAUGAAUUAUUUUUAAAAAUAAUACGCUAUGAUAUGUAUGUCAUUAUGAAACCUAUUAAUUUGUAUUUCUCCUUGUAACUGCUAAGUACUCCGCAUAUCUCUUCAUCAUAAUGUAUAUUUUUUUCACCAAAUACAAUGAUGUUGUCUAUUCAAUUUCAGUUUGAAAUGCAAAUUUUAUGUGAAAA